AGAAAAUUACGGUAUAACGAUUUUGUCCAGAAAACUGAAAACCCUUCGUCGGACGGUGAAGCCAGGCGCCAAAUCGAUUUGUUGCUUGAUCUGAGAGCCGGCGAUUUCGCUUCUCGAACCCGAAAUCGCAUUUGGGACUGAAAAUUGAACAUUCUAUGGGUCCUCGGCAAUGUCAGGUCUGCAAUGAAGCACCAUCCAAAUACAAAUGCCCCCUUUGCCUUGCACCUUACUGCUCUCUGGUUUGUUUCAAGAAACACAAAGAAGUUCCUUGUGUUAAGCCUGUGUCUGCAGGGGACCAAUCAACUGCUCCUAAUGGAUCACUUGUAGAUAGGCCAAUAUGUGUCGAAGACCAAAGUGAAGUACUUGAAAAGUCGCAGCUGGAGGCCAUCGCUUCUUCCUCAGAAAUACGCAAUACUUUGAAUGAUGAAAGCCUUCAGAAGCUCAUCUGUGCCAUUGGUAGUUCACCGGAUCCAGAAACCGAACUUGAUAGAGCUAUGGAAGACGAAGCAUUUCGCAUAUUCAGCAGCAAGAUAUCAUCGAUCAUUGGCUCCUAGCCCCAGCAAUCACGGAUGGAGGACAGAAAACACUAGUUCGAAGACAUCCGUAUAAUCAACGGGGAAUUUCUGCCCCCUUACCUUAAGUACUCAGCUCAGCAGAUGCUGGAAUCAAGGAUGUGGAAACGACACUUCUUCUCGGAAUGAAGUAAGCUGGGGGAGAGACCAUCCAAGCGUUUAGCUGAAAUGUGUAAUGGUGAUAGAUUUGACAAGUUUAGCAAUGAUGUAUGGUCUUCUCGUCUUUUCCUCUUUUUAAACGCUGUGUUUGUGUAUUCAAACUCUCGUGUGUUUAAUGCUUUCUAGGCUCAAUAGUUUGUAGGAAGUCAUGUUUUUGACUGAGUGCAAUUGAAUGAUCAAACCGAAAGUUGAACGUUUUAUAUCAUGUUGCUCCCGAAAACUUUGCUCCGACUCA
Molecule: messenger RNA, 966 nt
Organism: Momordica charantia (bitter melon)
Lineage: Eukaryota; Viridiplantae; Streptophyta; Magnoliopsida; Cucurbitales; Cucurbitaceae
Product: HIT-type Zinc finger family protein
Biological process (GO): snoRNA localization; box C/D snoRNP assembly; maturation of LSU-rRNA from tricistronic rRNA transcript (SSU-rRNA, 5.8S rRNA, LSU-rRNA)
Cellular component (GO): pre-snoRNP complex; nucleus
Source: RefSeq, a predicted model, not a curated record